AUGCGAGGAGAUUAUGUACAAGAAGUAAACCUCAUCCGCAGAUUCUGGAUCCGAAGGCCUGAGAGUGGUGCUCUCCACGUCAAUGCCAAAUCUAGCAGAAACACUGAUUCAGACGUCCAUGCCAAAUUAAGCAAGAACACUGAUUUAGACGUCUACGCCAAAUUAAACAAGAGCUCUGAUUCAGACGUCCAUGCCAAAUUAAACAAGAGCACUGAUUCAGACGUCCAUGCCAAAUCGAACAAGAGCACUGAUUCAGACGUCCAUGUCAAAUCGAACAAAAAAACUGAUUCAGACGUCCAUGUCAAUUCAAACAAGAGCACUGAUUCAGACGUCCGUGCCAAAUUAAACAAGAGCACUGAUUCAGACGUCCAUGUCAAAUCAAACGAGAGCACUUAUUCAGACGUCCAUGUCAAAUCGAACAAAAAAACUGAUUCAGACGUCCAUGCUAAAUUAAACAAGAGCAUUGAUUCAGACGUCCAUGCCAAAUUAAACAAGAGCUCUGAUUCAGACGUCCAUGCCAAAUCAAACAAGAGCACUGAUUCAGACGUCCAUUACAAAUCAAAGAAGAGCACUGAUUCAGACGUCCAUGCCAAAUUAAAUAAGAGCACUGAUUCAUAUGUCCAUGUCAAUUCAACCAAAAGCACUGAUUCAGACGUCCAUGCCAAAUUAAACAAGAACACUAAUUCAGACGUCCAUACCAAAAUAAACAAGAGCACUGAUUCAGACGUCCAUGCCAAAUUAAACAAGAGCACUGAUUCAGACGUCCAUGCCAAAUCAAACAAGAGCACUUAUUCAGACGUCCAUGUCAAAUCGAACAAAAAAACUGAUUCAGACGUCCAUGCCAAAUUAAACAAGAGCAUUGAUUCAGACGUCCAUGCCAAAUUAAACAAGAGCUCUGAUUCAGACGUCCAUGCCAAAUCAAACAAGAGCACUGAUUCAGACGUCCAUUACAAAUCAAAGAAGAGCACUGAUUCAGACGUCCAUGCCAAAUUAAAUAAGAGCACUGAUUCAUAUGUCCAUGUCAAUUCAACCAAAAGCACUGAUUCAGACGUCCAUGCCAAAUUAAACAAGAACACUAAUUCAGACGUCCAUACCAAAAUAAACAAGAGCACUGAUUCAGACGUCCAUGCCAAAUUAAACAAGAGCACUGAUUCAGACGUCCAUGCCAAAUCAAACAAGAGCACUGAUUCAGACGUCCAUGCCAAAUCAAACAAGAGCACUGAUUCAGACGUCCAUGCCAAAUUAAACAAGAGCACUGAUUCAGACGUCCAUGUCAAAUCAAAGAAGAGCACUGAUUCAGACGUCCAUGCCCAAUUAAACAAGAGUACCGAUUCCGACGUCAAUGCCAAAUUAAGCAGGAGCUCUUAUUCAGACGUCCAUGCCAAAUUAAACAGAACCACUGAUUCAGACGUCCAUGUCAAAUUAAACAAAAACACUGAUCCAGACGUGCAUGUCAAAUCAAACAAGAGCACUGAUUCAGACGGCCAUGUCAAUUCAAACAAGAGCACUGAUUCAGACGUCCAUGCCAAAUCAAACAAGAGCACUGAUUCAGACGAUCAUGUCAUAACCAACUAG
This is a messenger RNA of Mya arenaria, 1575 nucleotides long. RefSeq names its product dentin sialophosphoprotein-like. The transcript has 2 exons. The record is from RefSeq and is a predicted model, not a curated record. Bases 1 to 1575 code for a protein of 524 amino acids. Lineage: Eukaryota; Metazoa; Mollusca; Bivalvia; Myida; Myidae.